CUGGAGAAUGUAUUUUACAUUCUCUGUUAUCUGUAUGUUUAUGUUUUCUGCUAUAGAAAUGUUUUUGUUUUUCUUCGUAAUUUCAUUUAUUAGUCAGCCCGUCGAUUCCUUUGUCAUACCCAAAUCAUACUCGUUAUAUUAUUAUUAAUAUUUAAAUUUGAUAUUAUAGCAUGGAAUCUAAGGAUAAGGAAAGUGUUAAGGAGGAUUUGGUUACCACAAAGCCGACUUUGCUAAAUGUGAUGUGUUCAAUUUGUUUCGAUUUUUAUGAAAACGGUGAUCAAAUCUUUUCCACAACCUGUGGUCAUAUAUUUCACAAGAAAUGUUUGUUCAUUGCUCUUAAAAAUUCAAAGACCUGUCCGGAAUGCCGUCGCCCAUCGGGAAGCAACAGAGUACAUCCUAUAUUCCUCAAUUUCGGUGAGCGCACCGAAAUGGAUUUGAAAUGGAAUGAUUCGAGAGUUGUUGAUGCUUAUGCAAAUAUACCUAUUUGGACACCAUUAUACGGAUUAGAAUGGGGUGGUUCACAACGGGUCCCACAGCCUCCACCAGAGCCAGACGAAGCGAUUCAAGCCGGUACCGAUUCCGAAGGUAACCCCACAUAUGUGGCUCGUGUUUAUUUCCAAGACGAUCUUCUGCCGGCCAGUUAUGUGCCAUCCAAAGGAGUUGCAUACGCGUCGCAUGGUUGUUAUGGCUAUACAUUGAGUGAAAAUAUCGAAUUAUUGAAUAACUUCAAACACCAAUGGGUAGCUGAUUCAAAUGGUCACGUACCGGAGGGUGCCGUAGUAGGCGGAUAUUCUGAGAUCCAUGAAGAUUUGUACGUGGCACGAGCACAAUAUAAUGAUAAAAUAAUAUUGGGCAAGGUGCAUCCUUCGCACAGGGUAAUGUAUAUGCCAUACAAUGGCAUUGAAGUGCAUUCAAAUGAAUAUGAAGUAUUGGUGCAAGAAAGGGCCACUGUCCAAAGUGAUGGAGAAACGAAUAAUGAAGCUUAAACGGAAAUAUGCAAAUAUUUGAUUACGCACUUGUCACUGCAACAUAUACAUACAUACGUCUAUACAUAUAUUUAUAUUCGUUGGAUUUUUUUUUUAUAUUUUUAUUAUUAUUAAAAAUAAUCAAUUGUACGGGAUUGCAAAUCCUAAAAGCAUAUAUAAAAGUCAUAAGUAAUAUUAGGGAAAAAUUUAUAAUAUUUUAAAUUGUACUUACUGUUAUAUAAAUAUUAAAAUUUUUAAUUAAAAAUAUAAAAAAAACAA
Messenger RNA from Bactrocera oleae (olive fruit fly), 1244 nucleotides. RefSeq lists its product as uncharacterized. Lineage: Eukaryota; Metazoa; Arthropoda; Insecta; Diptera; Tephritidae. The record is from RefSeq and is a predicted model, not a curated record.